GAGGCCAUUUUGUUCCGUCGAGCCAUGCGACAGGUUCCCAAAGAAGAGUUUGAUGCUAUUUUGUCACAGAUAUCAAAAUAUUCCAGUGAUGAAUUCAAAUCCUUUCUUGAGAACAUGAAGAAGACUACUGAUGAAGGAACCAGCUGUAAAUGUGGUGGUAAGGGAUAUGCAGGGUUUGGAGGCAUUGCUGGAAAGAUAACUGCAAGUGUACUUGGUGUUCGUGUUAAUGCUUCACAGGAUACCGAUGCUGCAUCUUUAAAAAGCCUUAUGGGUAAAGAAGGAGAAAAAGUGACAUCUCUGGUUAAACCGCAACAAAAAGCAACAAAUAAGAAAAGAAAAUUAUCUACUCACAUGCAGAAUAAUAGUUUUGAUUAUAGAAGUGAAGAUAAUGCAGGUAAACAUGUAGAAAGAGAGAAAUGUGACUUUGGAGGUGUACCUACAGAGAGGAGCAGACAUGAUAGUGGAGACAUAGCUUUGCAGGAAGCCAACAGCAGAAUAGAAGGUUAUGGGAGACGUGACUACGAUGAGUUACACUACAGGCAUGAUAGCGACAAUACAAGGCUGAGUUAUGAUGGUGGGGAUAAACGUUAUAAGCAUGAGGAUUUGGAUUUGGAAUUGAGACACAGCAGUUCUGAUAGACCAGUGAAGAGGAGGAGACAUGACAGUGGUGAGAGAUACAGUGAUAGAGACCGACAUACUGGUAGAUUUGGCCAUAGCAGUGGAGAAAGGAACUCUAGACUUGAGAGAUAUAAUGAUGAGGAAUAUAAGAAGAGGAACCCAGGGAGGUCUACCUCUGAAAGAAGGAAAGGCAGUGAAAACAGAAAAGAGAGAAAUGCAAAUGAAGAGCCACUAGGGACUGAAAGAAGACUCAGUGUCUUCUCACGGUUAGGUUCUCAAGGCAAGAGUCGUAUUGAUAGAACAGACCAAAAGAAAGAUUAUGAAGAUGAUGACAGGAGACAUGAUGAUAAAUGUAACAAAAAAAAAACUUCAAAAUGUAGCGAUCUGCAACGUGAUGAAAGUUUGAUUCCCAGUAGGAGACCAGGGAAAAGGGAUACAGAGAACCGGAGUACUGAGUCACAUUUAAAAGUACCAGAUAUAAAAGGCAUAGAAAAGUCUUCUACAUCAAGUGUCAGUGUACCAGAGAGUCAAAUGACUACAGAGGACCAUCAUUUGAGUUCAGAUCAGUCACAUGCUAUAGUUGCAAAUAAUAAAUGUAAGUUUGAAAGUGAACGCAAUACCCAUGUACAAAGUAACAGUACUUCAGAUAAUAGUGCUGUUGAGGAGCCAAAGAAUUCCACUGGUCCUUCCAUUCACAAAACAUCUGAUGGAAUUAUUCAUAAAUCAAAUUCAGGUUAUGAAGAGAAAAUGUUUGAGAAAACCCUUUUCAGACAGAGAGAUAUUUCAAGAAUGGCCCAAACCAAGCAAGAUGUACCAAAGAACUCGUCUAAACCUCCACAUAGUGUGAAGAAUAACAUAAACAAUGAAUCUGCAAAUGAUAGUGGUAUAGUAAGUGGGAACAGUACAUCAGACAAUGCCAAUUCUGUGGGUCAACAUGAAGAUCCUUCUGCUCCCUCCACACUCAAAGCCAAAGAAGUUACUGAUAAUAACUUUGACUCAAAUUCAUAUGAAGAGGAAAUGUUAGGAAAAUCACUAUUUGGGCAGAGAAUGAAUGCAAAAAUGGCUCAAGCCAAGAAAAAGAGGAAUACAGAAAUAUCUCUGGCUAAACAAGAGACACAAGAACAAUUGUCAAGGCCUCCAUUUGGUGUGAGUAAUCACGUGAGUAAUAAUUCCACAAGCGUGGUUGGUACAAACAAUACUUCUAACAGUGCCAGUGCUUUGGAUAAAAGAAAGAGUCUUUCUGACCUUGUACCAAAUAACAGAGGUUAUGGAGACUCUGAUAGUAAUAGUGACUCAGAUGCAGAUGAUAUAGAAAGAAUGUUGGGAAAAUCUCUCUUUGGACAGAGAAUGAUGGCAAAAAUUGCACGAACCAACCAAAAGAAGCAAGAAAAAUCACCCAUGCCAUCAGUAAGUGUAAGAAAUCACACAAACAAUGAUGCAAAGAACACAGAUACAGGGGACAACAAGGUAGGAGAAAUAAGAGAGAGAGUGAAGGGAGCGGUAUCAGAAGACCAGGAAAGAACAAGUGGCUACAGGGAUCUACAAAAUGUGAUGAGAGGAAAUAGAAAUAAUCAUGCAGUGCAAGAAGUGUCUCAUGGUCUGGAUGAAGGCAAGGCAGAUGAUGAAAAACACAUGUCGAACCAGACACUUAAAGAAAAAUGUGUUGAUAAGACUGAUACAGAAUUAAGUAGUGUGAAGGAAGUGGCAGAGUCUCAGACAAAUGCUUACUGCAAAUCAAACGAGUUGUUAGAUUUGGAUGAACAAAAUACAAUGCAGAUUGUUGAUGAAGCAGAAAAUGAAAAUGUUACCAAACAUUUAUGCGAUGUUGAAGUAAAAAGAAAUGAAAAUGUCACAAAAAUGUGUGUGGAAAGUGACAAUAUCAAUGAAGGAAGACCAACAACAAAACCAUCAGGUACAAAUAGAAGUAUAUUGAAGUCAGAGACUAAAACUUCUGAAGCAGUUCUUGAAAAUUUGGAUUCAGAAGACAAAGUGGAUGAUGAAACAAAAAGUGGGGAAAGAGAAGAAAGAACAGUGACAGAUGGAAAAUGUGUCAGUGAAAGAAAGGCAAGAGAAGAGAGAAAAGUGGCAGAUGAAAAAUGUAUUGAAAAAAAUAGUGGGGAAAAAGAAGAAAGAACAGUGGCAGAUAAAAAAUAUCAUAGCGAAAGAAGUAGUGGGGAAAGAAAAGAAAAAACAAUGACAGAUGAAAAAUGUAAUGAGAGAAAUAGCAGGGAGGGUGAAGAGGGAACAGUAGGAGAUGAAAAAUAUAGUAAAGAAAAUAGUGGGGAAAGAGAGAAAACUAUGACAGAUGAAAAAUGUAAAAGGGAAAGAAAGACUAGCGAAAGAGAGAAAAGAAAGGCAACAGAUGAAAAACAUGAUAGUGAAAGGAAAAACAGAGAGAGAGAAGAUAGAAUAGGUACAGAUGGAAAAUGUAGCAAUGAAGUCAAAACCAUGGAAAGAGAAGAAAAAACAGAGACAGAGGAAAAAUGCAGUAGUGAAAGAAGGACCAGGGAAAGAGAGAAGAGAAAGACGACAAAUGAAAAACAUUGUAGUGAAAUCAAAACCAUGGAAAGAGAAGAAAAAACAGAGACAGAGGAAAAAUGCAGAAGUGAAAGAAAGACGAGUGAAAGAGAAGAGAGAAUAGCGACAGAUGAAAAAUGCAGAAAUGAGGACAUAGGAUCCCCCAAAAUCAGUGAAGCCUCUUCUCUAGAUUGCAGCAAAUUUUCCUCUAUUACUCAAGGAAGACUAGAAGAUGCUGAUUUGGAAGACAGAAAAGAAGAAAAGGAUGGAUUGCAAGAAAAUAAUGAAAAGCCAAAUGUUUCUACAAAAAAGAGAAGAGGCCGCCCACCUAAACAGAUAAAAACUGAUGUGAAGGCAACAUCUCCCUGUGAAUACACAGAAACCAAGAAGGAUGGGAGAGGGAGAAGAAGAAAAAGUGAUGUGUCUGAAAAAGAGAAAUCCAGUGAUGAAAUAUGUGAUAACAAAAAUGCCAAAAUUGAAGACACUAGAAUGGAUACGUCUAACAAAAUGGAGCGAACAGGGGUUAUGACAAGAAAUAGGACAUUAGAUACAACAAAAGGGCAGAAUAAAGCAUUUAGUAAAGAGAGAAACGAGAAAUCAAAGAAUUCCGUUCAAACAUCACCAGCUGAGGCACAAGUAAAUGGUAAAUCCUCCAGAAGAAUCAUUGAGGGUUCUGAUGACCAAGAAGAAAGCGGUAAAUCAUAUGGUAGACCGAGAAGGAAAAUUGAUACUAACAAUCAAAGAAACAAAGAAGAGGAUGAUACCAAAGAAAGAGAAGAAACAAAAGAUGAAUCAAGCAAAGCCAGACCAAAGAGACAACCACGUAGUGAGAAACCAGCAAGAAAGCAAGCCUGUAGUAGUGAAGGAAAUGAAAAUUCACUAGAUUGUCGAGAGAAUAACGAGAUAACGCCGAAAACAGACGUUGAAGAAAGCACCAGCAACAAGAUUGAACAGGAGUUAGGCAUCAGUGGGACACAGAAAAAGAUUGAGGGAAGUGAAGGUGCUAAAGUGGAAUCAGAUGCUGAAGGUUUACAUGAAUCUGCAACGAAAAGUUCAGGAGAUGAUGUAAUACAAUGCCAAGCAGUGACUAAAAAUACUUCCAUUGAAAAUGAUGAGGUUGAGGCUAAACCACCAUCAGACAGCACUCAAGCUGAAGUCAAAGCCUCAGAGGUGAAGCAUGGGACAUCUGUAAAGGAAAUGACAGAUGCUCCUGAGGCUGUAGUAGAGAGGCUUGAAUCUAAGGCAGAGAAGGCCAAAGUGAUGAGUGAGGAGGAUUGUGAGAGAGUCAAUAAUGAUAAAGACAUCAGUCAAGAUUCUGGGGCUCUGGAUAAAUGUAUUGGAAAGGAAAUACAAUGUAAGACUGCAGAUGGGGCUGAGGAAGACACCAAAAGUAACUCAGAUGAAAGGAUUAGAGAAGAUCCAGUUGAAAAUGAUUUGAUGUGCGGUAUAUCAGGUAGUGAGGGAAAUACAAUUGAUUCCAAAGGUGAUACUCAUCAGCUUGAUGAAGUAGAACAGAAUAAUGAAGAGGCAAAGCUUAAGAAAGAAAAUGAUUAUGGAAAAAAAUGUGUACAAGAUAAAUCAAACAUACCUUUGGAUACUGAGGAAAAAGGAAAAGAGAACACGGAAGGAACAGAUUUACACAAUGAAAUCUUAUCUAGAACAGAAAAUCCAAAAACCGAAGAAAGACUCUUCCCUGAAGAGGAGGAACUCCUCUAUGAUGAAGACAGUGAAGAUGAUGAUGAUGAUGAUGACAAGAAGGGAUAUGAUUCUGGGGAAACAUCACAAAUGAAAUCCCCACACUUAAGCAAAAAUAAAUGUCUUCAACCGCAAACAAGUAAACAGGGGUCCACAGUUGAUGCAGAAAAUUCUCAGUGUAUAAAAAAGGAUGAAAAGUCUGUACUUGGAAAAGUUCAAAAUAGUGUGCAGAAUAAGGAAGAUAGUCCUAAAAGAGUAACUAGAAACCAUUCAGCUGAAAGAGAGGAUUUAGAAACUGAGGGAGGAGCAAGAGGAAGACAGUGCAGGUCCUCACCCAGGAAGGUGGGCAAGAGUGACAGCAGGAAUGACCUCUCAAGAAGUCGGUCACCACCAGGUAGAUCAAACAGAAAGAUUGGGAAGUUGACAACACUCGACAAAAAGUACAAUAUUAGUGAAAAUGACAGCGUCAGUCCCCUGCAAGUUAAGGAAAAGGAGAUGCAAGCCAAAUAUGAGGAGAAGCUAGCAGUGGCAUUUGGCAGGAAGACAAGACACGGCCAGAAAGCAAUUGAAAUGAAGGAUACAAAUGAAAUAAGUUCUUUGGAUAGAGAAAAUGGAAGAAACAAUGAUAGUGAGAAUAUACCCUCUGAAGAUAAGAAUAAACAAUUAAAGCUUGUAAGUGAAAGUGAAGAUAACUGUGUGAAAGAGUGCUUUAAACAAGAUAAGCCAAACACACCUGUAAAUACUGAAGAUGGAAGAGAGAACACAGACGGGACAGGUUUACACAAGGAAAGUAAUGCUGAACCAACAAAGAAGCCUGAAGAGAGUCUUUUCCCUGAAGAGGAGGAACUCCUAUAUGAUGGAGACACUGAAGGUGAUGAUGAUGAUGAUAAGAAAAAUGCUGAGGAAACCUUAACACCAGAAGCAAGUGCAAUGAAGUCCACAGUUGAUGCAGGUAAUUCUCAGGUAGAUGCCAUAAAAGAAAACGAUGGUAGAUCAGUAACAGGAAGUGUGCAGGAUAGUCCUAAAAUAACAAGAAACCAUUCAUCCAAAAGAGACAUUGAGAACGUGCAGAGUGCAAGAGGAAGGAAAUGCAGUGGUUCACCUAGAAAGAACGACAAAAGUGACAGCAAGAAGAUCUCUCAAGGAGUCGAUCACCACCAGGUAAAUCGAGCAGAAGGAUAA
Messenger RNA from Penaeus vannamei (Pacific white shrimp), 6012 nucleotides. Lineage: Eukaryota; Metazoa; Arthropoda; Malacostraca; Decapoda; Penaeidae. The record is from RefSeq and is a predicted model, not a curated record.